GACAAUUGGUUUGGAGUAUUACACCAUGUGGCUGGAGAGCAUGAAUGGGCAGAUGGUGAGUGUAACCAUGGCCCAUUGGUAGAAACGGAAAAGGAAAAGCCCAUUCUGAACAAAAACUCAAAAGCCCUUGACGCAUUAAGGAAGAUUGUCACCGAUCCCAGGUUUCUGAAGACAUUGGAUCUGUAUGUGACAUUCAGGUAAAUGAUUGUUUCAUUGCUGUGCUCAGGAGCAAUAGUACUAUAUAUUACAAUAGAAACAUGCCUAUUGUACCAACUGGUGCCCCACCCCCAUUGUAUUGUACCUGCGAUAUAUAAGCUAAAACUAUUUAUGUUUUAGGCACACCAGCAAACUGGAAAACUUCAAUUCUAUGUUAUUGAAGUAUGCACCAAAAAGAGUUAGUUUUCAGUGAGUAUGAGCACUUUAUUUUAUGUUUUUUGAAGCAUCUAAAGAAAAAGUUAUUUAACUUAACCCAUUAAGCGCCAGCGCUCUCCCCUUGACGAGUAAACUCGUCUGUCGUUAGACAGAGUAAAAUACUAAAGUAGGGUGCAUCGAGAUGCAAUGCGACUCAAUGGGUAGACACAUGGGCCGAUACGCCAGUUAACGUAUUAAGCGCCAGCACUCUCCCCUUGACGAGUAAAAUCGUCUGGCAUUGGACAGAGUACAAUACUAAAGUAGGGUUCAUCGGGGUGCAAUGCGACUCAAUGGGUUAACCUAUUUAAUUGCCAUUUUGUACCCUGAAAUACCCCACUUUAUAAUUUUACUAUGUAUUGAAUGUCAGAUUAUUUACUCUGUCUAAUGCCAAUUGGGGAAAAAGGGAAGGUGCUGGCACUCAAUGGAUUAUCCAUUCCAAGUAAACUUGCCUGGCGAAAUACAAUGGAUGCAUGUACUCAUGUCAUCUUUCAUUCUACUGUAUAUUCUAAUACUCUUAUAUAUUUGCUAUCCUUCAUAGGAAUGAAGCUUAUUUGGCAACGACCCUAGUGGCUGUGAUCGAUCACAACAACAAUUUGGACAGGAAUCCCUUCCUAAGUUUGAGAGGCAUCCUAAAACACCACAAGGUUUACAGUAAGAGGUCAAAAAAUUGGAGAGUCCAAGUUGUUAAAGAGGAGAAAUCUUAUGACUUUUGGCCCACUCUUGUGUCCAGAAUCAUGAAAAAGAGGGUAGAUGAUGAAAAAACAGUUUUAAGAAAAAAUGAGAUGUCAAGUGAUCACCCCAAAACCAUUGCACCAUCAAUUGCAAUGAACCUGUACCAAAAACCAGUGAUCUGGUACAAAGAUCACUUUUCAGAUUUUCUACGAUUUCUUCUACUGAAUGACAUGCUAUGA
Paramuricea clavata is the source of this 1322-nucleotide messenger RNA. The record is from the annotation of a GenBank genome assembly. NCBI's taxonomy places the organism in Eukaryota, Metazoa, Cnidaria, Anthozoa, Malacalcyonacea, Plexauridae.